ACUGAAAAAUCUUCCAACUGGAACGGAAUAAAGCUAACUAAAGCUGUGGAAUCAAUCACAGCACAACUUCGUCUGUACACCAUUCCCCUUUCAACUUCAUUCAUAUUCUCCAUCUUCUUUUAUGUCCUCCAACAAUACCAAUAUUCUUCUUCCUCCUCCUUCAAAGCAAAGUUACCGAGAAAACACCAGAAAUGGGCUGCUUCAGGUGCGGAACCUCCAAAGCUCCCGUGAGAACAUCUUCCUCGUCUGAACCCGCUCUUUCGUCGAACCAAGAACACCCGUACCUGCAGCCACAAGCCAGAGCCCUGAAGCAAGAAGUCCUCCUCACGCUCCCAUCAUGCGCGGUCCACUUGAUGGAAGAAGGGGAGGCCCUGGAGCUCCUUCCCAGCGGCGAAUUCACGCUCCUCCGCAUCUCGGACGACAGCGUCCCGCUCGCUACGAUAGUAAAAGUCGGGGAUGAUCUCCAGUGGCCUCUCACCAAGGACGAGCCGGUGGUGAAGCUGGACUCUCUGCACUACCUGUUCACUUUGCCCGUGAAAGACGGCGACCCUCUGAGCUACGGAGUGACUUUCCCGGAGACGUACGGCGGCGGCUUGGGAUCGCUGGACGCGUUCCUUCAGGAGCAUUCUUGCUUCUCUGCUUCCGCGACUUCAUCUAGGAACAAGCACAUUGAUUGGAAGGAGUUCGCUCCUAAGGUUGAGGACUAUAACAAUGUGUUGUCCAGGGCAAUUGCAGGAGGCACCGGUCAGAUUGUUAAAGGGAUAUUCAAAUGCAGUAAUGCUUACACUAAUCAGGUUCAUCAGGGAGGCGAGAUGAUUAUCACCCGCGCGGAGGAGAAUAGUAACGUCACCCAUCCAGAGUACCGUAGCAACGGAAGUUCGAGCACCAAAAAGAAAAGCGCAAUCAACAGAAGCUUGAAACGCGUGAGGAAGGUGUCCAAGAUGACGGAGAAGAUGAGCAAAACGAUGCUCGAUGGGGUUCAGUUUGCUACUGGCUCAGUGAUGGCGCCGGUGGUUAAGUCCCAAGCUGGGAAGGCAUUCCUGGCAAUGGUUCCUGGAGAGGUCCUUUUGGCUUCACUCGAUGCCGUCAACAAAGUUCUAGAUGCAGCUGAAGCUGCCGAGAAGCAAGCGUUCUCCGCAACCUCCAAAGCAGCCACAAGAAUGGUCAGCCGGAGAUUUGGAGAGAACGCGGGAGAGGCGACAGAAGACGCGCUGGCGACUGCAGGACACUGCGCCAGUGCCGCUUGGAACAUCUUCAAGAUCAGAAAGACCAUCAACCCGGCAUCGUCGGUCUCGUCCGGAGUGCUGAGGAAUGCGGCGAGGGCCAGGAGUGCCAAGUCUUCCUAGCUUCACCAAGUUGUAAUUAGUCAUUGAACAGGUUGACUGGUCCCUGGGUUUGCUGAGGAAGUUGUACUAAUGAACAACGUGACGACAAUCAUUUCCUUUGCUUCC
This is a messenger RNA of Rhodamnia argentea, 1451 nucleotides long. Its product is annotated as senescence/dehydration-associated protein At4g35985, chloroplastic-like. The transcript has 5 exons. The record is from RefSeq and is a predicted model, not a curated record. Gene Ontology annotation, cellular component: plasma membrane. The coding region runs from base 192 to 1346 and encodes 384 amino acids. Lineage: Eukaryota; Viridiplantae; Streptophyta; Magnoliopsida; Myrtales; Myrtaceae.